Cyclopterus lumpus (lumpfish) is the source of this 6373-nucleotide messenger RNA. Its product is annotated as probable ribonuclease ZC3H12C. NCBI's taxonomy places the organism in Eukaryota, Metazoa, Chordata, Actinopteri, Perciformes, Cyclopteridae. The transcript is spliced from 6 exons. Bases 238 to 3246 code for a protein of 1002 amino acids. The record is from RefSeq and is a predicted model, not a curated record. Gene Ontology annotation, molecular function: RNA endonuclease activity; metal ion binding; mRNA binding. Gene Ontology annotation, cellular component: nucleus; cytoplasmic ribonucleoprotein granule.
CAUCAAGCGUGCACUCCUGUGACAGUUUAGUGUUUUAUCGUUACGGGACGCUGCUGGGAGCUCACGGCUGACUUUUAUUCCCUUAUUGAUGAGGAGGGAGUCUGUAGGCUUUGGGAUGGCAGGAAGAAGCAAAGUAAGUCUGAGGACCAGUCAGUGAGCCACUAGCAGUAACGGUGGGGUCUGUCCGGUGCCGGGGAGGUCACGGAGGGCGUGGAGCUGGAUGUAUGAGACAGCUUCAUGGGCGUGAAUGACCAUCUGGAGGAUGGGACAGGCCACAUCCUCAGCCUGGGGCUGGAUCUGGACUACCUCCACGUUGAAGGUGCUGAGCGGCAGGCGGGCCUGAGCACUGUGACGGGUGCUGGGGAUGUAGGGGUCAAAGCUGGGGCCCCUAGUAACAGCAGUGACAGUCUUGGUAAUAGCAGCACAAGUUUUAGCACUAAUUCAAGCUUCAGCAGCAGCAGUAGUUGCAGUAACUUCUCUGACAGCGAUGAUGAACGUCUCCAGAAUGGGUCCGGUUCAGAAUCUCAAAACCCUCACGAGGCUUCCCUGCAGCACCAAGAGUCUUCUUCAGUCCUCCAGACAGUCAGGCUGGACCUGGCAGCAAACCGAUCCCCUGGAGACCCUCCACACCCAGAGACCUCGCCUCCCACUGACCCCCUCACAGACUACCGCGCCAAGGUGGAGUUUGCCCUCAAGCUGGGCUACCCGGAGGAGCUGGUGCUGCUGGUGCUGAGGAAACUGGGCACAGAUGCACUCAUCAACGAUGUCCUGGGUGAGCUGGUGAAACUGGGAACCAAGAUGGAGAUGGAGCAACAUGGAGGUCUGACUGUCUCCCAGUCUCCCUCCUCCUCUUUGUCAUCCUCUUUGGCCUCCUUCUCCUCCUCCUCCAGCUCCUCUCUGGACUCCUGCCGGCUGUUGUGUCCGUCCCAGCUGCUGGAGGACAAAGACAACCUUCGUCCCGUUGUGCUGGACGGGAGCAAUGUGGCCAUGAGUCAUGGAAAUAAGGAAGUGUUUUCCUGCCAAGGCAUCCAGCUGGCUGUCGAUUGGUUCUUGGACCGAGGUCAUCGUGACAUCACUGUUUUUGUCCCUGCCUGGAGAAAAGAGCAGUCCCGCCCUGAUGCACUCAUCACAGACCAGGACAUUCUCCGGCGGCUGGAGAAAGAGAAGAUCCUGGUCUUCACUCCCUCGCGCCGCGUGCAGGGACGCCGCGUGGUUUGCUACGACGACCGCUUCAUCGUCAAACUGGCCUACGAGUCCGAGGGCAUCAUCGUCUCCAACGACAACUACCGCGACCUCGGCAACGAGAAGCCGGAGUGGAAGAAGUUCAUCGAUGAGCGUUUGCUGAUGUAUUCCUUUGUAAACGACAAGUUCAUGCCACCAGAUGACCCCCUGGGACGACAUGGACCCAGUCUGGAGAACUUCCUGAGGAAGAGGCCUAUUAUUGCCGAACACAGGAAGCAGCCAUGUCCUUAUGGGAAGAAGUGCACAUAUGGCCACAAGUGCAAGUUUUACCACCCUGAAAGGGGAAGCCAGCCCCAGCGUGCCGUGGCUGAUGAACUCCGUGCCAGUGCAAAGAUGUCAUCAGUGGCGUCUAGAGGUCUGCUGGAAGACGCCCUGAUGGCAAAGAGACAAAGUUCCGGUCAACCAGAAGGAAUGGCUGAGGCCCAGCGAAGUCGGGGCACUCCAAAGAAACAGUCGAACCCCAGCCCUCACAGCUCCUUCAGCGACCUCCUGGAGGACAGGCUUCGGAUGCAGUCCAAAGUGGAAGGCCGUAGGGGAAGCAACAGCAGUGGCAGUAGCUGUAGCAGCAGCUUUCUAGGGUACCCAGCUCCGGGCGGACACCCUUCGUCUGGAAGCUUCGACCGAUGGGAAAACCCUGGGGGAAACGGUGGAGGCAGCUCCAGGUUUGCUGGAGCCUCUGGUCCAAGCCAGGCUAAAACUCACCACAUAUGCAAGUCUCCAGAGCCAGGCUACAGCUCCCUGGUGAAGGCUUACUCCAGCCUCAGUCUGGUGGUGCCACAGAGUCCUGAAUGCUUCCUCCCGGCUGAUCUGCGAGCCGUAUCGCUGCUGUCGGACUGUAGCAGUGAAGGUAGUGCAGACUCUUUCUCCCCGGACCCCUUGUUAGAUGAUAGCCCCAAGUGCCACCAUCACCACCACCAUCCUCACCACUAUCAUCAUCACUGCUCCGGCCAGUACUCCCACCCUGUGAUCCGCGUUCCUCCUGGACUGGGCCACCACGCUCCUCAUGGCUAUCCAGUUCCCCAAGCACUACGGAGACAACUUGGUUUUAGCUUGGAAGACCCCCUUGCUUCUGUUCCCUCUCAUGGACCUCCACAUCCCUUCAAGUCUCCUUCGGCUUACGUCCCACCACAUCCCUUUAAGUCCCCUUCAGCUUACGUGCCACCACAUCCCUUCAAGUCCCCUUCAGCUUACGUGCCACCACAUCCCUUCAAGUCCCCUUCAGCUUACGUGCCACCACAUCCCUUCAAGUCCCCUUCAGCUUACGUGCCACCACAUCCCUUCAAGUCCCCUUCAGCUUACGUGCCACCACAUCCCUUCAAGUCCCCUUCAGCUUACGUGUCACCACAUCCCUUCAAGUCCCCUUCAGCUUACGUGCCACCACACCUUCAGCAUCCAUUGCUGAGCAGCUUUCCAGGGGAAUUCCCUUCUCGUCCACCGCAAGCGUCCGGUGCUCACUCCCACUCUCAGAGCUCGCCGCUCGGCCGGGAUUUGAUGGGCUCCCUUUGGCAGGAAGGCGGGCUCCAAGAAUCGCAAGUGUACAAAGCUUCAGCGCUUCAUUCCCGAAUAAACCAUUCUGGGCUUAACCAACAACCCCAGCUUCCGGUAGACUGGGACCCCCAUUACCAGCAGUCCCCUAAUCCCCGCUACGACCCGUACGCCUUCCAGAGCCUCCCAGAAGUCCUGGAGAAGACCUGGCACUCACCUUGGGGCAGGCAAUCCCAUUCCCCCCCCCGUGGCCUUUCAGCCUCAAGUCUCCCACCGCUCCCCCAGUUGUCCCUUCCACCCAUCACUGCCCACAAAGGCCACCUGUCCCCGGUGCCACAGCACCAGGAGCCCCCUGCCUUGGGCCGAUACCAGGACCUCAGAGAGAGGGUGUUUGUUAACUUGUGCCGCAUCUUCCCUCCUGACCUGGUGAGGAUGGUGAUGAUCAGGAACCCCCACGUGGUGGACGCUCAGGAGCUCGCGGCUGUGAUUCUGAUGGAGAAAUCGCAGCACGGUUCUUGAACGAGGGUUAGAAGCUGAAGUUGCAGCUUCAUCGUAACUUCAUGCUGCAGGUUUAUCCCUCGCACUCGUCUCGAUUAUUAAAGUCAAGGUUGGACAGAAACAAACCAAAAGCACAAUAUAUACAGCCGUUAAUGCACUGCUUUAUUGCAGGGAAGUAGCCUCAUUAAUUUUAAUGGUAUCUUUGUAAAGGGACAUCCCCAAAUUGCCAUAUUUCUUUCUAUGAAUAUGCCUGCUAUUACAGCACUUAAGAUCAGGAAAGGUUGGGGAUUAAUGUGCAUGUUUGAGCUCAAGCUUUGAAUCAAGACAGCGGUUUUGCUUCGGGAGGACUUUAGUCUGUUUCAAAGGUGACAGCGUUGUUCAUUUUAAAUUAAUUUAUUUGUUAUAUUUUAAGUUAUUUACAUAUGUUUUUAAAUUAUUCUGUUUUUGGCACUUUUUUGUUAUUGCUGUGUUUCAUCCUCAGCUUUUAUUAUUUGUUAUUAUUUUUUGGCAAUCAUAUCAGGGUAUACGUAUACCUACAAGUAUAUCUACUUUCCAUCUGAGUAAAAUACUUCUCUUUUUUCUAUUUGCUGAGGCGAUAGCAUGGGGGCAAAGGAAUAUAUAUAUUCAAUAGUAAAAUGUCUUCAUGCAUUGUUGAUAUAUUCCGACCGUAUGUGAGGCUCCAAGUAGCUCAACUAACGGAUCGAUGGUUUCUGUAUGAACCAACAGGUGGCCGAUCAGAUGCUGUGGUGAGAUUUUGUGGAUUUUCCCAAAUAGGGAAGUGAAACUCGAGCGGCACCCACAAAAGAAUAUCGAAAAAACUCCACUCGAAAACCCCGAGCUGCUGUUUAUUUUCCUCUGCUCGGUUUAUUCCAGUCAGCUGACUUCACACGUCAGCAGCUUUCAGUACAGAAUGUAUUAUUAUUUCAAUUUUUUUAAACCACAUUAUUAAUUAAUAAUGAUAGAAUUCUAAAUCAUGUGACGGUGGAGAGCACCAGGAAUGUUUGGGUGGAAAAGAAGAUUGUAGGUUUAUUUUUUAAAGUAUGUGUUAAUUUAUUACAUGUUCGCGCGUGUGAAUAUAUGUCUUGCAUUAGACACAGGGUCUCGUUUGUCCGUGGGGACACCACUAAACUCAUCGGUUUAGUCAAGAAACAAAUAGAUUUUAAGAAAAAUAACUAAAUAAAAAGUGGUAUUACCUUUCUUAACUCAUUUAAAACCAUCAAGGGCUUGAAGGAAUUACCUCACACGUCAAUAAGCUAAUAACUCAAUAUUAUAUAUGUUAAAACGUAGUAAAAAGUUUGAUCAAAAGUGAUGAUUGUAAUUAUCAGUAUUUCCAUGUUCUCUUAAUGUAAACGCGCUUUGAUAUUCUCAUGAUCACCAUCACCACCAAUGGGAUUGUGGGUCUCUCCCUGGUCUGACACCCGGCAGCCAGAUGACACCUCUCUUUGUUGAUACAAAUUGUAUCCUAUACAUCGUUGUUUUUAUAUGAGAAUAUUUUAAAAAAAGAAAAUAUUUGGAGUUGAAUAUUUUUGAGUAUUGGUGGCAAACGUAGUCACCUGUUGGUGCUUAGCCUAUAUUUAUUUAUAUUUGUUCAAGUGCAGGAAAGAGACCUUUUUGUUUAUAUUGUCAGUGUUAAAAUGAAAAGGUGUGGCUAAAAGGUGACAUAUUGUUAGCUCGUUAGCUUCAAACCUCGGAGAAGUGCAGUCAAUAAAAAAAGAGGUUUUAAUGAGCUAGCAUCUUAAAUUUGUGCCACACCUCCAAAUCUUUUACACACACUUUCUUCUUUAUUGUCUCUUACUUGAAGCUCUCAGGAACGAGUCCUCAGUCGUCCUCUUCCUCCGGCUGGCACCGUGUGCUAGUGUCCGUCUUAAUGAAACACGACCUCUGAAAGGCGCCGUGUCGACAUUCCUGUGGAUACCAAAAAAAAAAAAAAAAAAGCUUAUCUAGUGUUUGAGGGAAAAAACUAUUUUUCUAUGAUCAUGAACUUGUUAAGAGCAAUUUGUUUCUAUCUUUACCUGCAGGAAGAGAUCGUAAUGAGGGGAUGAGUCACCUUGACUGUUGUGUUCCCCAAAAGUUACUCAAGUGUUCAGACUGAAUAUGAUUCUUUGUUAUUGAUCCGUGUGAUGUCAUCUCUGUAUGUUUAAAAAGGGUUUUUUCACAGCAGAGAAACAGGUGUUAUUGAACUAAUCCUAAACUAUUCACGUGAAGGAAAACCUUCUUUUUUUAGCCACAUAUUCCGUCCAUGCAGCCAAGUUUGAAAGACAGACUUUUUCUAAGUAACCAGUUACAUUGUAACCCUGUCAAUGGGGAAUAGAAAACAUUAAAAACCUGCAUAUAUGUGCUUAUUUUGAAAAAGGAGUUCCUGGUGUCCACGACAUGCACAAUGCCAGCUCCCUGAAACGGAAACCCGACAUUUUGAUGUGUUAGGCCAAACUGCACUUGAUUUUGUUGUGUUCUAAGGUCUUAUGAAACUGCAUCAAUGAUAUUUCUAUCUUUCUUUCUUUCUUUUUGUUUACAGCGAAUCGUUACGGUGCAUUUGUUAUUUUUUGUCGAUCCCACGAUGCCUCACAGAAACGGACGUUUGCACCGGCAUCACGCCACGUGACCGGCGUCACAUUCAGUCUGAACACCUGAAAAAGUGUGGGUUUUGUCUGUUUUUGUAAUUUGUUGCUCUUUUGACUAAAAUGGCCUAAAAUCUACAAGACAGAAAUGUCAAAUAUCAACGCCUUUAUUUCUCAUGAGCUUUAAUGCAGCUUAACUUCUCUUCAGGGACCAAAAGAUGUUUAUUGCUUCCCUGUGUGCUGGUCGUAUGAAACCAAAAUAUAAAAGACGAUAUUAAAGUGUUUGACCAUUGCUGCUGUUUCACUUUUUCCUGCUGGCAGAUGAAGAGUUUCACUCCAACAGAUUAUCCAAAGCUGUCACGUGCAACUGCUUCAGCCGAUGAAGCCCCGCCCACACCACGGCAUCGUUUGACCGGGUCAUUCCCAUACAGAACGUGCCCCCAAAAGACAAAAGAAACUUGAGAUUCACACAAAAAUGUUUUUCCUCCGCUAAUGAAUUUGACCAUGUCAUUGAUCGUCUUUGUUCAUCUUUCUCUUCUCUUAUUGGAUCAAAAAUGUGACUUUUGGAGUGGGCAAACUCAACUUGAGCU